AUGGGCUCCUCGACCACCGGCGGCCUCGGCGGCGCCCUGGGCCACCUCUCGGCGCUCAUCUACGCCAGCACACCCACCAUCCUCUUGUGGACCUACAUCGUCUUCAGCUUCUUUUUCUACGUAGCCAUCCCCUCGAUCCUCCACGAGAUCCUCUGGUACAUCUACCUCGCCCUCCAGACCCUCACCGCCCUCUCGGUCUCGACCGAGGCCAUGCAGGCCAUCCGGCCCGCCGUCAAGGCCCGCCGCGCCGACCGAAAGGCGCGCAAGGAGGGCUGGGCCGAGCUGGAAAACGGGCAAGAGUGGCCGGCCAUUGACGUCGUCCUGGUGGCCUACCUGCCCAACGAGCAGGAGAUCAUCAUGCGCCAGAUCCGCUACGCGCUGCGCGAGAUCAACUACCCGACCAGCAAGCUCACCAUCAACGUCGUCUACAACACGCCCAAGCCCAUCGAGCCCGUCGAGUCCGAGCUGCGCGAAAUGGAGCGCGCCCACCCGCACCUCCGCGUCGUAAAGGUGCCCAACUCGACGUCCAAGGCCGACAACAUCAACCACUUCCUCACCCUCGACGGCUGCAAGGGCGACAUCAUCACCCUCUACGACACCGACCACUACCCGGACCCCAACGCGCUGCGCUGGGUGGCGCGCCGCUUCCUCGCCGGCGGCGUCGACAUCAUCCAGGGCCGCUGCUGCAUCUACAACUACGACGAGACCUGGGUCACGCGCCUCGUCGCCGCCGAGUUUGACAUGAUCUACGGCGUGAUGCACUCGGGCCGCGCCGAGGUGCAGGGCUACGGCUUCUUUGGCGGCUCCAACGGCCACUGGAACGCCUCGCUCCUCCGCACCCUGGGCAUGCAGAAGCAGAUGCUCACCGAGGACAUUGACAGCUCGCUGCGCGCCAUCAUCUCGGGAGCGCGCAUCGAGUACGACCUCAAGGUCAAGUCGUACGAGCUGGCGCCCGAGACGAUGCCCGCCCUCAUCAAGCAGCGCAUGCGCUGGGCCCAGGGCUGGACCCAGGUCGCCUUCCGCCACGCGCUGCCCGCCGUCCGCCGCGGCGCCUACAGCGACGACAACGGCUGGCGCUCGCGCCUCGGCCUCUUCCAGCUCCUCGUCUACCGCGAGCUCUACUUCUACAUCAACACGCAGCUCCUCAUGAUCCUCGUCACGUCGAUCAUCAUGUGCUUCCCCGGACGCGGCCUGAAGCAGUUUUUCCGCGAUUUCGGCGGCUUCGAGCUGUCAAUGUGGGCGCUGGGCGUCAACCUCAUCUGCCUCUUUAUCACCAUCUGCAUCACGCUGCGCAACCGCAGCAACUUUACGCGGCCGCUCGGCAUCAUUGCGUUUGGGCUGCUGACGCCCUUUUACUACAGCGGCGUGAGCUUCAUGAGCAUCUUUUGCCACUUCCGCGAGUUUAUCAAGUUUGAAAAGUGGAACCCGACGGCGCGGAGCAACAAGAAGCCGUAG
Messenger RNA from Pseudozyma flocculosa PF-1, 1455 nucleotides. RefSeq lists its product as uncharacterized. The transcript has a single exon. Bases 1 to 1455 code for a protein of 484 amino acids. Lineage: Eukaryota; Fungi; Basidiomycota; Ustilaginomycetes; Ustilaginales; Ustilaginaceae. The record is from RefSeq and is a predicted model, not a curated record.